GAAAAGUUAUUAAUAAAUAUACUGAAUAUCCUCUUUUAUUUUUAAUAUUUCAGAUUAAAAAAUUAAAAUGUAUAGUGUUUCUUCACGUCUAAUUAAAAUUCCUAUAGAACUUUCUACAAUACGUUAUGUGGCGUCUGUUCAAACAUCAUCCAAAAUACUUUCUGUAACAUCAAAUGAAAAAUUAAACUUGCAGCAAAAUUAUAGCACAAAUAGCAACCAUGAUACUCACCGGGAAGGAUAUUCAUACAAAUAUUUAUGUUACUCCCUUUUGUUUGGUGCAGCAGCAUAUACAUCUUACAAAUUUUGGUCACAAAAUAAGUUAUUACCAGCUAUAAAUGCUGCUGAAGAAAUUGUAGAAUCUGAUUCAGAGAGCGAAGUUGACACCAAGAAGAAGAGAUAUAGGAAAGAAAAGAUUGGUUUCCGAGACAGGAAGAUAAUUGAAUAUGAAAACCGUAUGCGUCAGUAUUCAACUCCGGAUAAGGUAUUUAGAUACUUUGCUACUCUCCAAGCUCAGCAUCAUGACCAGCAUGAAAUUUUCAUGACUCCCGAUGAUUUCCUGCGCUCCAUGACUCCUGGUGUUAAACAGCCGGAUGGAUUGGGGUUGGACCAGUACAGGAGAUAUGAUCCAAAGAGGGAGCAGAUACUCUUCAAGAAGAAUAAAGAAAGUUUACAAAAAAGUAUCAGUCAGCGGCUCAACCUUGAUUUAGACGAAGAUUCCAUUUUCUAUAAACUGGGCUCUUCGGGUCUCAUCACCUUCAGCGACUACAUAUUUCUUCUGACUGUAUUGUCAACAUCUCGUCGUCAUUUCGAGAUCGCGUUCCGUAUGUUUGACCUGAACGGCGACGGUGACGUGGAUUGCGAAGAGUUUGAGAAGGUGGCGGCGCUCAUCCGUCAGCAGAGCAGCAUCGGUUCCCGUCACAGAGAUCAUGCUAAUACUGGCAACACUUUUAAGGGCAUAAACUCAGCUCUGACGACUUACUUCUUCGGCCCUCAUCUCAACCAGAAACUCACCAUAGAAAAGUUCUUGGAUUUUCAACACCAACUUCAGAAAGAAAUAUUGUCUCUUGAGUUCCAAAGAAAACAGCCUGAUGAAAACGGACGCAUUACUGAAGCUGACUUCGCGGAGCUCUUGUUGGCUUAUGCAGGUUACCCCGCGAAAAAGAAGGCGCGAAUGUUGAAAAGGGUUAAGAAAACUUUCCGCGACCACGGCAUCGGUAUAACCAAGGACGACUAUCUGAAGUUCUUCCACUUCCUAAACAAUAUAAAUGAUGUGGACACAGCUCUGACGUUCUACCACAUUGCCGGCGCGUCUAUAGACCAGCCGACGUUACGUCACGUGGCUCGGACCGUCGCUCAUGUGGAUCUGUCACCCCAUGUUAUUAAUGUCGUCUUCACUAUCUUUGAUGAGAACAUGGACGGUCAACUCAGCAACCGCGAAUUCGUCGCAGUCAUGAAGAACAGACUUCUUCGCGGCCUAGAGAAACCCAAGGACACAGGUUUUGUCAAACUUAUGUAUUCUCUGAUCAAAUGCGCGAGAGACACCAAACCGGCCAUAUUAGACUUUUAAAGAUUUUUUAUGAAUUAUAGAAUUUUAUUCGCUAACUAAAGUAUUGCUUUAUCGACGAUCAAAAUAUGUAUAUGUGUUAGUGUUGUUUGAUUUAAAUAUUAUAUUUUUUAUUUUAUUAUUUAUUCGCAGUAUAAUAUAUGGAUUAAGAUCUAUGGUGUAGGUUUGGAGUACGCUAAAUUUAAAGUUUGUUGAAUUUGUAAACAUGAAGACAUAUUGUUUUAAGGCUUAAAAUCGUCAAGAGAAUUCGAAGAUUUUGAAGUGGUCUUUUUGAAAAUUAGUAAGUUAGAUAAAAAUUCACCUAAACCUAGGUGUAUCCUUGAUGAACCUUCAAAGAAAACUACCUAAAUUAUUAAAACUAAAAUCGCUACAUCCAAUUUGUUUGAGGUUGUUUUAAAAUAUUGUCUAUUGAUUCUUAUAAUGUUUUACCAUUGUAUCAUCAGGUCGAAUGAAAAAUGGACAAACGUGCCUUUUUCAGAUGUGCUUAGUCUUACCAUAUCCGUAAAACAUUUUUUUUUAAUAUUUAAAAGGCGCGUCGAAAUCUAAUUGUUGCAUUGGAUAACAUGGCAAUGUAUUUGGAUUUUUAGAUAAAAAUCCAAAAUUGUUUUAAUGUACGAUCGAAUUUCUUAUAUAUGUCGGUAUUGGCAUAUAGGACUGUCUAACUGUAGUUCCUUUUUGGCCGACUGAACAGCAUCCUUGCCUUUGCCUUGAAGAAGUUACAGAGCCACCUGUAAGUAUCUUCGAAAAUUUAAAUUGUAGACGAAUAUUUUAUGUUAAGUUUACGUUAUUUUAGUUUAUUUUAAGCUCUCUAUUCUGGUCAUAAUUAUAUACUUUUUUAAAAGCAUUUUAUAAAUACCUAAGUAAUUUGACUGACGUUAUUUAAAUACUUGGUAAAAUUCUAUUGUGUUCAAUAAUGUUGUAUUCGUUUAAAAUAGAAUAUUUUGUUGUUAUAUAUUUUUGUUUUCUAUAGAAACAUAUGUUCUGUAAUAUAAUAAGUUACUAUUUAAUGCGUUCAAUAAAAAUAGUUAUAUUUCUUUAGUAGAUAAAUAUUAUGUAAUUAGUUAUAUUGUAUACUGAUAGAUAACUUUUGGGAUUGUUCGUUUUCCGCUUCAGUAUUUUAUCUCAUUGCUGCAUCUCAAACAAAUAUAUGUAAAAAAAUACAAAAAAUGCAUUUGACUGCUUUUAUUAACCAGCAUACUAAAUGGUUUCCUAGCUUAUUUUUAUUCAUCAAUGAAAUCUCAUAAUUUAAAAUUAAUGUCUCAUUGUAAAAAUCUUAAUUCUUUAUUCUCAAAGUGUAUUUAACUUUUAAAUAACUUAAUGAAAAGUUAUAAGCAUAGUAAUAUUAAGUUUGUAUUAUCUCACAAUCUAUUAUCACAUGUUAAAAUCGAUUUAAGUAUUUCCUAUACUGUUAUGUGAUUUCUAAGAAUAAAAUCGUUUUCUAAGA
Messenger RNA from Helicoverpa armigera (cotton bollworm), 3008 nucleotides. RefSeq names its product calcium uptake protein 1 homolog, mitochondrial (gene MICU1). Gene Ontology annotation, biological process: calcium import into the mitochondrion; mitochondrial calcium ion homeostasis. Bases 68 to 1567 code for a protein of 499 amino acids. The transcript is spliced from 11 exons. Gene Ontology annotation, cellular component: uniplex complex. NCBI's taxonomy places the organism in Eukaryota, Metazoa, Arthropoda, Insecta, Lepidoptera, Noctuidae. The record is from RefSeq and is a predicted model, not a curated record. Gene Ontology annotation, molecular function: calcium ion binding.